CGUCUUCUCCCCUCCCAGGUCUGGUCUUCCUACCAUGCAGAAUUGUGCUUUCUCUCGUGGUUUUGCAAUGACAUCCUGUCCCCUAAUGAGGACUACCAGGUCACCUGGUACUUGUCCUGGAGCCCCUGCCCUGCGUGUGCGAAGCAGGUGGCCGACUUCCUGGCUGCGCACCGCAACGUGAGGCUGACCAUCGUCACCGCCCGACUCUACUACUUCUGGGACCCGGAAUUCAAGGAUGGGCUUCACAGAAUGUAUGAGGAAGGGGCUAAGGUGGUGAUCAUGUCCCCCCAAGAUUUUGAAAACUGCUGGAAAGGCUUCGUGUUCAACGAGGGAAGGGACUUUUGUCCUUGGGAGAAAACGGUUGAAAACCAUCAGUCCCUGUGCAUCAUUCUGCAGGAGAUCCUCAGACACCCGAUGGAGCGCUUGGACCCAGACACAUUCUACUUCCAGUUCAAAAACCUCAGCUUUGCCAGGGAUCGGAACACCACCUUCCUGUGCUACCAGUUGGACAGAACGGAGUCGCAGGGCACUGUCCCCCCUGACAGGGGCAUCUUUAAGAACCAGGUCCAUCCUUCCUACCACGCAGAAUUGCGCUUUCUCUUGUGGUUCUGCAAAGAUAUCCUGUCCCCUGACAAGGACUUCCAGGUCACCUGGUACUUGUCCUGGAGCCCCUGCCCUAACUGUGCGAAGUGGGUGGCCGACUUCCUGGCCGCGCACCGGAACGUGAGCCUGACCAUCCUCACCGCCCGACUCUACUACUUCUGGGACCAAAAAUUCAGGAAUGGGCUUCGCAGACUCUGUGAGGAAGGGGCCCGGGUGGCAAUCAUGUCCCCCCAAGAUUAUGAAACCUGCUGGGAAGACUUUGUGUGGAACGAGGGACGGAACUUCAGGCCUUGGUAUAAUAUGGGUAGAAAUUACCAGUUCCUGGCCAGCACGCUGGAAGAGAUCCUCGGUCCUCACUCUUGACUCAUGCCAAGGCCAGCAUUUGGCUUCUGGGAUACAGCUGGAAACCUCCUCGAAUUCCUGACCUCUGAGGCCCUUUGGGGACUGUGGAGAGCAGCCAAUCUGAAAACAUGUGGCCUGAAGACACAUGCAGACAUGUGCCGUAAGCUACUCUAGCAGGGCUAUGAGAAGCAUCUGCAUAGGAAAGCGGUACCGGGCCAACAGUUAGCGUAAUGGCUAUGUCGCUGGACUGCCAUGUAGUCGACUGUGGUUCGCGUCCCGGACCUGGUGGCUUAAACUCACGCUGGGUGCAUGUGCGUGCGUGCCCAAGAU
Molecule: messenger RNA, 1275 nt
Organism: Tupaia belangeri chinensis (Chinese tree shrew)
Lineage: Eukaryota; Metazoa; Chordata; Mammalia; Scandentia; Tupaiidae
Product: DNA dC->dU-editing enzyme APOBEC-3F
Exons: 5
Biological process (GO): defense response to virus; DNA cytosine deamination; cytidine to uridine editing
Cellular component (GO): cytoplasm; nucleus; P-body
Molecular function (GO): RNA binding; zinc ion binding; cytidine deaminase activity
Source: RefSeq, a predicted model, not a curated record